This is a messenger RNA of Zingiber officinale, 1999 nucleotides long. RefSeq names its product endoglucanase 3-like. Gene Ontology annotation, molecular function: hydrolase activity, hydrolyzing O-glycosyl compounds. The record is from RefSeq and is a predicted model, not a curated record. NCBI's taxonomy places the organism in Eukaryota, Viridiplantae, Streptophyta, Magnoliopsida, Zingiberales, Zingiberaceae. The transcript has 7 exons. Bases 89 to 1708 code for a protein of 539 amino acids. Gene Ontology annotation, biological process: carbohydrate metabolic process.
CCAGAGCAAGAGAAUUAAGGGCAUGUUCCUUCAUGUGAUCCCUCGGAACACCGCCAAGUAGCAGAACGUGAUUCCGCUGCCACCAAUAAUGGCGCCGGAAGAGAGAGCGAGCAGAGCAGUUGCCCUUUGCUUUUUGCCUUUUAUAAAUACCGCAACCUCCCUCGGCCCUUCAGUCACCACCAGCAGCGGCUGCUUCGGAAUGGCGCGCUCCUCUUCCUCGCUGCUUCUGGUCGUCUUUGUUCUUUGCUGCUGCUGCUGCUGCUGCUCCUGCGUCCGUGGGUUUCGCUCCCGCCAUGCGCCGGCGAGGCACGACUACCGCGACGCGCUCUCCAAGUCCAUCUUGUUCUUCGAGGGGCAGCGGUCGGGGAGGCUGCCGGCGGGCCAGAGGAUGAGCUGGCGGCGCAACUCCGGCCUCUCCGAUGGCUCCGCCAUGCAUGUCGACUUGGUCGGAGGGUACUACGACGCCGGCGACAACGUCAAGUUUGGCUUCCCCAUGGCGUUCACCGCCACCAUGCUCGCGUGGAGCGUGAUCGAGUUCGGCGGCGUGAUGAAGGGGGAGGUAGCCAACGCCCGAGCCGCCGUUCGCUGGGCCACUGACUACCUCCUCAAAGCCACCGCCGUUCCCAACACCGUUUUUGUUCAGGUUGGAGAUGCGAGCACGGACCACGCUUGCUGGGAGCGGCCGGAGGACAUGGACACGCCGAGGACGGUGUACAAGGUGGACGCGAGCAACCCGGGGUCGGACAUCGCCGCUGAGACGGCGGCCGCGCUCGCAGCCGCCUCGCUGGUCUUCCGCAAAUCCGACCCCGCUUACUCCAAACUCCUCCGAAACAGAGCCAUUAACGUGUUCGAGUUCGCCGACAAGCACAGAGGCGCCUACAGCGACAGGUUGAACCACGUCGUCUGCCCUUUCUACUGCUCUUACUCCGGCUACCAGGACGAGCUUUUAUGGGGAGCGGCAUGGCUUCACAAAGCCACGCGGAAUCCAUCGUACCUGAACUACAUCCAAGUCAACGGUCAAACCCUCGGAGCUGAUGAAUCCGACAACACUUUUGGGUGGGACAACAAGCACGUUGGCGCCAGAAUCCUCCUCUCCAAGGCGUUUCUGAUUCAGAACUUGAAGUCUCUCCAUGAUUACAAAGGUCACGCCGAUAACUUCAUCUGCUCGCUCGUGCCUGGAACGCCCACCUCGCAAGCUCAAUACACUCCUGGGGGGUUGCUGUUCAAGAUGGGCGACAGUAACUUGCAGUACGUGACGUCGACUUCUUUCCUCCUGCUCGCCUACGCCAAGUACCUCACCUACUCCUCCAAAGUGGUGCUCUGCGGCGGCGCCACCGUCACCCCCAAGAAGCUCCGGUCGAUCGCCAAGCGGCAGGUCGACUACAUCCUCGGCGACAACCCGGCGCGGAUGUCCUACAUGGUGGGCUACGGCGCGAGGUACCCGAAGAAGGUGCAUCACCGAGGGUCGUCUUUGCCGUCGGUGGUCAGCCACCCGGCGAAGAUCUCCUGCUCUGCCGGCUUCACGGGCUUGUACUCCCCUGCCGCGAACCCGAACACGCUCACCGGAGCGGUCGUGGGCGGGCCGGACUCGUCGGACCGGUUUCCCGACGACCGGAACGACUACGAGCAGUCUGAGCCUGCGACGUACAUCAACGCCCCGCUCGUCGGAGCGCUCGCGUACCUCGCCCACUCCGCCGGCCAACUCUAGCAGCAGUAAAAAUCUGAGGGAGAGACAUGAAGGACCCCGGUGCAGCAAAGGAGGUCAUCGGAGGGUUUGCUGUCUCUCGUCGUCUGUGUUUUAUCCGUAGCUGUGAUCUUUGCUUUUGUCUGUGUUCUUGUUGCUUGCAAUGGUGAUCUGGAAGAUGAUGAACCUGCUCUGCUUUGUUAAUGGUAUCAAAGCUUGGCGGAGUUUGUCUUGUUCUUCUAAUUGAUGGCUGUGGUUGUUGGAUUUUAUCGGGGAAGUUAAGGAAUCAUAGCAAGGACAAGAAUCUAGUUAAAA